Messenger RNA from Oldenlandia corymbosa var. corymbosa, 1341 nucleotides. NCBI's taxonomy places the organism in Eukaryota, Viridiplantae, Streptophyta, Magnoliopsida, Gentianales, Rubiaceae. The record is from the annotation of a GenBank genome assembly.
GUUCACUCAAUUCUGUAAAUAUGACUAUUGAAAUGAAACUCGGACUGGGAGACAGGAUAUACAGUGAAGAAGGUCCAUAAAUGGCGUCUGCUAUUACGCCUUCUACAACGGCACUUGUGAAAGCUACGCCACUAAAACUCCACUCCUCCGCCCGAUUAAUUACAACUCUGACGCCAUUGUCGCUGACCCAGAAACGGGCUGGUCGGAUUUAUGCUUCUUUGUCAGCAGCGGCAGCUCCUCUGUCAGCAGCCAAACCAAACCCGAAUGAUCUCGUCGUUUCCAUUCUUUCAAAGGUUGUGCAAACAGAUAGAGGAGUUAAACUAACCAGAAAUGAACAUGAAAAGGUUGCUGAAGUGGCUAGUGAGUUACAACAGUUUUGCGUGGAUGAGCCUGUAAAAUGCCCUCUUAUUUUUGGAGAAUGGGAUGUUGUGUAUUGUUCAAACCCCACAUCACCUGGUGGAGGCUACAGGAGUGCAAUUGGCCGGUUAUUUUUCAAAACUGAAGAAAUGAUUCAGGUUGUGGAAGCGCCUGAUAUUGUGCGGAACAAAGUAUCUUUUUCACUUUUUGGGUCCAUUGAUGGAGCCGUUUCCUUAAAAGGGAAACUGACUGCUCUGGAUGAGAAGUGGAUUCAAGUGGUGUUUGAAGCACCAGAGCUAAAGGUAGGAGGAUUAGAGCUCCAGUAUGGUGGUCAGAGUGAAGUAAAGUUAGAGAUUACAUACAUAGAUGAGAAGAUCAGGCUUGGAAAGGGCUCCAGGGGCUCCCUAUUUGUCUUCCAAAGACGCAAAUGAGACCUAUAUAUGAAACUUGAAUGUCUGACUUGCCGUGUUGGUAAGCCCUUUGUUGUAGUAGAUUCCACAGAAAUGAUGAUGAUUGGCAUAGGAAGUGAAAAGAACUUAAACCAGAAAAGCUAAAAACAAAGUUGUUGUAAAUGUGCAUUAAGUAGCAACUUUGUUGGAUGCUUAUAGAUGAUGGUUGAAUUGAACUAGACCUUUUCGGCACAAACUUCUGUCAUCUUGAUUGUGCUUGACUUUAAAUGUGCUCUAUUGUUAUCAUACGAAACGUAAUAAUCCUCAUUAUUAAUAGUUGAUUCUUUGAUGGACAGGUGUGUGGUGGUAUAAUUGUAUAUAACGAACUCAGUCAAGUCAUUUUCGUACUAGAAACUGUCACUUAAAAUGAUGACAUAAAGUUAAAGUUGAGAUUGUAAAUUGUUGUGCAUUAUUUCUCACCGGGGAUCAGCUGGUUCCAGCCAAAUUCAAGCAACAAGGCCAGAUUGAUAAUCAAACAUGGAUAAACCAAUGUUUUUUUUUUUUUUUUCUGAAACGGCGAUAAACCAAUGUUGUG